CCCCAUAAAGUGAGGCCAUGAGGUCCACACAUGUGGAGAGAUAAUUUCUUUAGAAUAGAUACAAGAUAGAAAAAUGGCUUCACACUUAACUGGGGUCAUGUCUUCUUCUACAUGUUCCACCACUGCUACAAAUGUUUUUGAGAUUGGAAAGCACAUCACAGUGCUUCUAAGAGCUGAACCAGGCACUUGCACCACCAAGUCAUCUCUUCCUGUUCCCCCUCCACUGCAACUCUUGAUUGCUACGCCCUCUGAAGCAGGGGAGUUCCCGCUGCUGCUCCUCCUUCAUGGUUAUCUUCUCUAUAACUCUUUCUACUCCCAGCUCAUCCAACACAUAGCCUCUCAUGGUUUCAUUGUUCUUGCUCCUCAGUUAUACACUGUGGCUGGACCAGAUUCAAGCGAAGAGAUCAACUCCGCAGCUGCUGUAACAAAUUGGUUAUCCAAAGGACUCCAUGACUUACUUCCUCCCCAUGUUCGGCCAAAUUUAAGCAAACUAGGACUUGCCGGCCAUAGUCGUGGAGGCAAAACUGCUUUUGCUCUAGCACUGAGAAAAGCAUCCACUUCUCUGAAAUUUUCAGCCUUGAUAGGCAUAGACCCGGUGGAUGGAAUGGACAAAGGGAAACAAACCCCUCCACCGGUACUCACCUAUGUUCCUCAUUCAUUUGAUCUAGACAUGGCAGUAAUGGUAAUUGGUUCGGGUUUGGGUGAAGUGAAAAGGAACCCUCUGUUCCCUCCUUGUGCCCCCAAGGGCGUAAACCAUGAGGACUUCUUUAAAGAAUGCCGUGAACCAGCUUGUUAUUUUCUUGCCAAGGACUAUGGCCAUCUUGACAUGCUAGACGAUGAGACUAAUGGAAUUAGAGGGAAAGCUACACAUUGUUUGUGUAGAAAUGGGAAGUCUAGAGAACCCAUGAGGAGGUUUGUUGGAGGCAUUGUGAUUGCAUUUAUGAAAGCUUAUUUGGAAGGCGAUAACAGCAGUCUAAUCUCCAUUAGAGAUGGGCAUGCUACUGCACCAGUGGAGCUUCAAAAUGUUGAGUUUCUCGUGUGAAAUUUUAAAUGUUUCGAUUUCAAUAGUGGGUAUUUUUCUAGUAUGUUAUGAAUGUCCAAAGUUGUUCCCCUAAUUCCAAGGCAAGAUCCAACUUUAUUUGGAUGCCUGCUUCACAGGCAAUAUCUUAAUGCCAAGAUUAGCCACAACUUCUAUGAAAUCAUUGGUGUUCCCCUAAUGCCAGGGCAAAUAGACUCUGUUUGGAUGCUUGGUUGACUGGAAAUAUGAUAAUGCCGUGUUUGGUGAAAA
Vitis vinifera (wine grape) is the source of this 1288-nucleotide messenger RNA. RefSeq names its product chlorophyllase-2. The coding region runs from base 74 to 1042 and encodes 322 amino acids. The transcript has 2 exons. The record is from RefSeq and is a predicted model, not a curated record. Gene Ontology annotation, molecular function: chlorophyllase activity. Gene Ontology annotation, biological process: chlorophyll catabolic process. Lineage: Eukaryota; Viridiplantae; Streptophyta; Magnoliopsida; Vitales; Vitaceae.